Eriocheir sinensis (Chinese mitten crab) is the source of this 1839-nucleotide messenger RNA. RefSeq lists its product as uncharacterized. The record is from RefSeq and is a predicted model, not a curated record. The transcript is spliced from 6 exons. Bases 343 to 1839 code for a protein of 498 amino acids. Gene Ontology annotation, cellular component: nucleus. Lineage: Eukaryota; Metazoa; Arthropoda; Malacostraca; Decapoda; Varunidae. Gene Ontology annotation, biological process: poly(A)+ mRNA export from nucleus.
GUGGUAGAGCGUUGUAUGGCCGACAGAGGGAGCGACAGCGGCGGCGGCGGUGGCGGCGGCGGCGGAGGAGGAGGAGGAGGCGGCGGAGGAGACGGUGAAGGAGGCCAAGGAAGGGAAGAGGGGGGCGGUUGUCUAGGGGGGGUGGGGGGUGGCUGCCUGUGCCCCUUGCUCUGCCCCCCGCCCCCCGGCCCCGAGGUGGCGGCGUCGCCCCCCCUGGACAGGUGGGCGCGCCUGGGGCACACCUGGCCGAGUUGACUCUCACGGACGCCCCUGAUUAGCACACCUGAGGCCCCCCCGCAAACCCCGGCCUCCCCCCCGCCAGGGAGCCCAGCGGGGGGGGACAUGUCAUCGGGGUACCAGAGCGGGGGGGGGAGCAACAACAGCCUGGCAGGGGGGGCGGGGGGCGGGGGGGUCGAGCCGGGUGGGGCCGAGCACACUACACCUGGAAUUGAUGACGACGAGGAGGAGGAGGAGGAGGACGAUCGGGUAGACAACUGGCCGGCCCCCCGCGCGCUCCCCUUCCCUCGGUGGGGGUGUGGGCGCCCCUCCCUGCCCCUCUCCAGCCUCCCCCAUUACGAGUCCUUCACGGCCCGCCUCGCCCCCCUCCUGCGCGAAGUCCUAUGCGACCAUCCCUACGACACCGUGUCCAACUUUGUCAGGUUCAGCGAGAGUUACCUGGCUUGGCGGGGAACUCAAUCUGAAGGAGGAGACGGAAGAGGAGGAGGAGGAGGAGGCAACCAGCUGUCUACCUUCUUCCGCGAGUACGAUCCACCCUUGUUACCUGGGAGACACACCUGCGUGGGCCUCACCUGUCUGCUGGAGACGCGGAUGGCGGCGCUGGAGACGGACUAUCCAGGCCUGAAGGACGCGACAUAUAAGGUCGGCUGCGAGGAGGAGGUACAAGACAUGCCCUGGUACUGCUCCACUUCCGUUCCACCUUCCACAUGCGAGAUGGAACACGUGUUACUGUGUGUGCGUGUGUGUGUGUGCGGGCGUCCGGGGGUGAUCCUUCUCGACCCUGGCUACCAUGUGGGUGAACCCGUUACCGUGAUGGAAGAUGGAAUGGAGCCGACGAGUGGAAUGGUGGAAGGUGGAACGGCCCUAUGUGGAGUGGAACGGAGAUAUAGGUAUAGAGCGUGGCCUCAGAACUCGGCUUUUGUGGAGUGGGAGGUGGAGGAGAGGAGAGGAGGUGGGGAGGUGGAAGAGGAGGUGGAUGACGGGAAGGAGGAGAAGGAGGUGGAGGAAGGGAGGAAAAAAGUGGAAAGGAAGAAAGAAGUGGAGGAAGGAGGAAAAGUGGAAGAGGUGGAAGAAGUGAAGACAGUGGAGGAAAAAUAUGUGGAAUGGAAGAGCGUAAGAAAAGAGGAAGAGGAGGAGGAGAAGAGGAGGAGGAAGAAAGUGGAGAGAAGAGAGAAGAAGAAGAGGAGAGAAGACAACGAAGAAGAAGAAGAAGAAAAGGAAGAAGAAAACGAAGAAAAAGAAGAAGAAGAAGAAGAAGAAGAAGAAGAAGAAAAGGAAGAAGAAGAAGAAGAAGAAGAAGGAAAAGAGGAUCACCACCACCACCACCACCACAACCACAACCACCAUCACCACCACCACUGGACCAGACUCACCAAUAUCAUUUACGUGGGCCAACCCUUCCUAUCCCCCCUCGAGGUUGCCGAGAGACGCAAUCUCGCCUACCCCUUCAAGAGCCUGGUAGCGCGGGGGGGGGGGAGGGGGGCGGGGGCUCACCUGUGGGGUAAAGUGGAGGUGGCAGCACCUUUCACACAGGAUGCUGACCUACUGGACGGCCUGCAACUACUGAACGAGGAUAUUGAGGAGAUUAGCAGGCUGAACUAG